CUUCAGCCCGGUAAACACGUCCGACCAGUUGCCGGCCCUCGCCCUUCACCGCUUCACCUGGCGUCUCUGACAUACCUGAGCAAAGAGUUACUGCCUCCUCCUUCCCCUGUACAUCUCUGAAGCUCUUUGGACUGGUGUCUUCACAUUUCCAACCGCGGAUACUGAGAAUACCCUUAAACUUCGACAUGAGAGAAAUUGUUCACAUCCAGGCCGGCCAGUGCGGUAAUCAGAUCGGAUCUAAGUUCUGGGAAGUGAUAUCGGAUGAACACGGCCUUGACCCCACAGGGAUAUACCGGGGUGACUCCGAUCUUCAGCUGGAACGGUUGAACGUCUACUACAAUGAAGCAACAGGUGGUAAAUAUGUCCCGAGGUGCAUUCUGGUCGAUCUGGAGCCCGGUACCAUGGACGCGGUCAAAUGUGGUCCAUACGGCUCCCUCUUUAGGCCUGACAACUUCGUCUUUGGUCAAACAGGGGCAGGUAACAACUGGGCAAAGGGUCAUUACACAGAGGGGGCCGAGUUAGUGGACUCUAUUCUAGACGUUAUCCGCAAGGAGGGAGAGAACUGUGAUUGCCUGCAAGGAUUCCAGCUGGCCCAUUCUCUGGGAGGCGGAACUGGAUCGGGACUAGGAACCCUUCUUAUAAGUAAAGUGCGAGAAGAGUACCCCGACCGGAUUAUGAAUACUUUCUCAGUAAUGCCUUCUCCUAAGGUGUCUGAUACAGUUGUCGAGCCCUACAACGCAGUUUUAUCAGUUCAUCAGUUAGUGGAGAACACAGACGAAACCUUCUGCAUUGACAACGAGGCUCUGUACGAUAUCUGUUUUCGGACACUGAAAUUGAAAACACCAACUUAUGGCGACUUGAAUCAUCUUGUUUCCAUAGCAAUGUCGGGAAUGACCACUUGUCUACGAUUUCCAGGCCAACUGAACGCAGAUUUGCGAAAGUUGGCCGUAAAUAUGGUACCGUUUCCUCGACUACACUUCUUCAUGACAGGGUUUGCUCCCUUGACGUCAAGAGGCAGCGUCCAAUACCGAGCACUGACUGUACCUGAACUCACCCAGCAGAUGUUUGAAUCGCGAAACAUGAUGGCCGCCUGCGAUCCUCUUCAUGGCCGUUAUCUUACAGUCGCUGCCAUUUUCCGUGGCCGCGUCUCCAUGAAAGAAGUUGACGAACAAAUCUUGAACGUACAAAACAAAAACAGCAGUUACUUUGUGGAAUGGAUUCCGAAUAAUGUAAAAACAGCCGUCUGUGACAUCCCACCGAAGGGACUCAAAAUGUCUGCCACGUUCUUGGGCAAUAACACUGCUAUUCAGGAACUGUUCAAAAGAGUCUCCGAGCAGUUCACAGCCAUGUUUCGGCGUAAAGCUUUCCUCCAUUGGUACACCGGUGAGGGUAUGGACGAGAUGGAGUUUACUGAAGCCGAGUCCAACAUGAACGACUUGGUGUCAGAAUACCAGCAGUACCAAGACGCAACCGCGGACGAUGAUGCCUACUUAGAUGAAGACGACGAAGAAGAGGGCGAAGAGGAAGCACCUUAAGAUAUUUUUAAUAAAAGGAAACAAAAUGGUAUUCCCAAACAGUAACUCUUAUAUAUAUUUCAUUGAUACGACAAUUGGGGAUAUUUAUUUUCUAGUAAACUCAUUAUCUGUAAAGACAAGCCAACACUGAGAUACGCCUCAAAUUGACUAAACACCGUCAAUUUGUCAAUUUGUACAAUGUGUAAGCUGUAAAGAAAAAACGUAAAUGACCAGCAAAUCAGGACUUUAUGUGAUGACACAAUCUACACCGUGAUCCGAGACCAGACAUCUGAUAUUGACUUCCUGGAGGAUGCGUAGUCUGUCAAACAUGGUGGUGAAAUUUUACCGCAAAAAGCAUUGGCUAUUAUGCUACCAACAUAUUUCAAUGUUAAUUUGCUAGCCAUUCAUUUCUUUGUCGUACCAAGCUGUGUUAAUUUAUAUUUCACGCCGAAACUUACUGUGAGUAAUUUUGAGAGUGUACUGGUUGAAAAUUUUUCUACAUUAAGUUCAAUACGAAGAAACGACAUUGAAGUUCUCACGCACAUUGUUAAGUGUCUAUUAAGGAGAUGAGCCCAACUUCGAUGCGCAUCAGUUACGCUGCUUUUAGUUACUAUGUUAUAAUGUAUGCAAAAUAUUGUUCACAUCAGACCAGCUUCAGGUCAAACAUUUGCAGAUUUCAUGUUAUUAUUUUGUGUUCUGCACUAAUUAGGUUGAGGGCAGAUGCACCAUGCGUUAAGUUUAUGAAAGUUCCUAGUGCACUGAAGAUAAACGUUCAUGACAGUUGUGUUUUGAUGACCCUCUGAUGUUAUAAAUAUCUCUAAAUAGCAACUCAGUGUCCAAAUAUACAAUGUCACUAUGAACACUGGUUAUUGUUCAGGCUUCAUUUUUGAGAAAUAACCGUCUCACAGAGUGGGGAUGGACAAUGCGCAUUGAUACGUUUGGGUAUGUUAAAUGCUAUUAAAGACAAAAACCGUAUGUAACGCUUUAUCAUCUAUCCGUAUCCCCAAUUUUUGUGUUCUCAAAGGAGCUCUAAGCAUAUACUUCACCUAAUAUUUUCAAACCUAAAUUUAAAUUUUAUGGUAUUUAAUAGUUUUUUGAUAUCAAAAGAUAGUUAUAUGGCAAAAUACUAUACUCAGAUUCAAUGUGAGUGAGAACAUGAGUUACAGAAGUUAAUUGUUAGCAAGAUUUGCUCUUUGUGAUUUGAUUAAGAACCGGCAUUUUAGCAUAAUCUUUUUGCUUGUUGACUGUUGAUCUUUAGAAACCUCAUUUUGGCAUAGUUUGGUUGCAUGUUGACGGUAAAUUAGUGAAAUAUAAUGAUAUUUGCUUUGAACAACAAUAAUGAAGAUAAUUUACCAGCUUAAACCUUUGAAAAGGUCAUGCGUUUGUUAACUGGACUAAAAACUCACCAAAAAGAGGUUAUGUAGCAAAUUUAAUGUUCUCUAUUCAUUUUCGUUUUCACUCCGACAGAUGACGGGUUUCCUGUGUAAAUAUAUCUUAACAUUGUCGUCUCAGAGAAAAACUGUUUAAUAUCUAAAAGAUAGGAACAAAAAAAAGUAGCAGAGCAAUCGUUUAAAGGCAGUUCGUUUUGUAGGGUGUCUGUUGGCGUCUGAAGAUCAGGGGAAGUAACUGCAUACAUUUAUGAACUCUGGAUAUGAGUUUCCCAGUAUUACUGUAAUAUUAACAAUACCAACAACAAAUUCGCUAAAAUUUAUGUGAAGA
Molecule: messenger RNA, 3233 nt
Organism: Liolophura sinensis
Lineage: Eukaryota; Metazoa; Mollusca; Polyplacophora; Chitonida; Chitonidae
Product: tubulin beta-2B chain-like
Exons: 4
Coding region: 186-1535 (449 amino acids)
Biological process (GO): microtubule-based process
Cellular component (GO): microtubule
Molecular function (GO): GTPase activity; structural constituent of cytoskeleton; GTP binding
Source: RefSeq, a predicted model, not a curated record